UGGUGCAUCUCUCAGGGUGAAGGCGGAAGUUUGCGGAUUCGUGGUGGAAAAAAAAAAGUUCCAUUAUUUUUUUUUUCUCGCCCGUGUGAAAAGUUUGUAUUUUCUCGGCUCUUAUGAGACUGUAGCGUAGCUUUUUAACGGACCCAAAGACAACGCUACAUCGUGAAAGUGCAGCUAAAGCUUAAGCUAGCAGGGACGUGUACUUCUGCAGAAUGGGGAUUGAGCCAGGCCCAGUUCAGAUUGUUGAGGUGUCUAAGGAUAAUCACUCCUUCACGUUGAACACCGAGGCUUUGGCUCAGAUUCUGUUGGCUCCAGAGGUCCGUGAGAAACAUGUGGUGGUGCUGUCGGUGGCCGGAGCAUUCAGGAAGGGGAAAAGCUUCCUCCUCGAUUUCAUGAUCCGUUACAUGCACAGGAAGGGUGAUGAGAACUGGCUGGGUCAGGAUGAAGAGGAGCUGACCGGGUUCUCUUGGAGAGGUGGUUCAGAACCGGAGACAACGGGCAUCCAGCUGUGGAGCGAGGUUUUCUCUGUCCAAAAGAGCGACGGAACAGAGGUGGCUGUGGUUCUGAUGGACACUCAGGGAGCGUUCGAUGACCAGUCAACGGUGAAGGACUGCGCCACCAUCUUUGCUCUGAGCACCAUGACCAGCUCCGUUCAGAUCUACAAUAUCUCACAGAACAUCCAAGAGGACGAUCUGCAGCAGCUGCAGCUGUUCACAGAAUACGGUCGUCUCGCCAUGGAUGAGAUCUUUCAGAAGCCUUUUCAGUCGUUGAUGUUUCUGGUCAGAGACUGGAGCUUUCCCUACGAAUACAGCUAUGGGUUUAAAGGAGGGAAGGAAUUCUUGGAUAAACGGUUACAGGUGAAAGAAGCUCAACAUGAAGAGCUGCAGACGGUGAGGGAACACAUCCAUUCUUGCUUCACCAAUCUUUCCUGCUUCUUGUUGCCUCACCCUGGGCUGAAGGUUGCCACCCAUCCUGCUUUUAAAGGACAGCUUCGUGAUGUGGCCCCAGAUUUCAAAGAGCAGCUGGAGGUUCUGAUUCCCAAACUGCUGCAUCCCAAAUACCUGGCUGAGAAAGAAAUAAAUGGAAACAAAGUCACGUGCAGAGGCCUGCUUGAGUUCUUCAAGGCCUACAUUAAGAUUUACCAAGGAGAGGAUCUUCCACAACCAAAGACUAUGCUCAUGGCUACAGCAGAGGCCAAUAACCUGGCAGCCGUGGCAGCAGCUAAAGAUCAGUAUAACAAGAACAUGGACAAGAUUUGUGGAGGAGACCUGCCUUAUAUGGAUCCCAAGUCGCUGGAGGAGAAGCAUCAUUUUUUCUACGGAGAAGCCAUCCACACUUUUGCAUCCACCAAGAAAAUGGGCGGGCAGGAGUUUUGUGAUCGCUACCAACACCAGCUAGAACAGGAGCUGGAGGAGACGUGGACGUCUUUCAGCAAACAGAACGAGGCUAAAAACCUCUUCAGCGCCUUCCGAACUCCAGCCGUGCUCUUCGUGGUGAUCUGCCUCCUCUACAUUCUGUCCGGCGUGUUGUUCUUCGUCGGCCUGACCACCUUCGCCUUGGUGUGCGACUGCUCCCUGGGCGUGGCCAUGAUGGCCAUGCUGGCGUGGGCCUUCAUCCGCUACACCGGCCGGUACCAGAGUAUGGGCGGAGCCAUCGACCAGGCCGCGGGUGUCGCUCUCGAGCAGGCCACCGUGGUGUUGAACAACUACAGAGGCGCAGACGUCAGUAAGCAGAAGAAAUCCCGCUGAAGGACCUCUGAACCUCUCACAGCCUCUCAGUUGAAACACACGACACAAGCACACGUUCAGCACUAAAGCCUUAUCAUCCCUCCACCACAUGGACUCUGGGUAACAACACACCAGCAUCUGUGUUCUGCAGAUCUUACAGCCCGUCCAGGGCUCAAAGGCAGUGACUUCAACAUCCUCCCAUCGGUCGUAUUUCCAUAAAACACUGCCGUUCUUUCACAAGUUUACAAGUCGGACUUCGAAGACGAGUCUCUGUUUACCCUUAAACUUCAUAAUCAUUCAGUUUUUAAUAACUGCGGCUGAAUAUAGCUGGUAGCUGGGCUGCUUUUGAGCUUCUGCUGUUCAUCUUUAAGACACUUUGUAACGUUUCUACUUCGGUUUUUACUCACAACUUUAAAACAUUCCAUUCUGUUCAUAGAUUUGCUUUAAAACGGUCAAAACUUUCCUGUAGGACAGAUUUUCUUCCUUCUGGAGGGAGAAACUAUAUGCACUUUCUAUGCAUAACGAUGCUGCAGAUUUAAACUUUAAAAUACUGCAUGUACUUAAAGUCUUUUCAUUUUUUCCAUUCAUUCCUUAGUAGAGCAAUGUUACACUGUAGUACUAAACAAUAGGCACAAUGCUUGAGAAUGCAUUUUAUUGUGAAAUAUAGGAAGUUUUUUUUUGAGCAACGAUCUGUCGACCAAAGAGUUAGCUUUAAAUGUUUUAAUUAUUCUGUUUACUCCAUUCGUUGCAUGUGUGAGUGGAUAUAAGCUAAAGUACACACUAGGGAGUAAUCGGAAACACUUAUUGUUGAAUUUAAAUGAGGAAAAAAUAGACAUGUCCAUUAACACAAAAAUAAUAUGUUUCAUUCGUGUGCACCCUGACUUGGAACCAUGUUCAAACAGACCAAAAAGCAAAAUAAACCAGCAGUAAAUGACUAUAGCAGCUCCAGGUGAUGGUCGCACAGGUGUGUUAAUAGAUUUAUAAGGCCAGGUCAAAAAUAAUACAAAUAUAGUCGUUUAACUUGUGCUUUUAUCUCAGCCUAAUGACUUCCAGUGUUAAAGGUAGCUAUCAGUGCUGCACUCAUUUUUCACUAUUACAGAAAGCUCAUAUUGCCGCUUUGCGGCUGCUAGUUAAUAGGAUAUUUAAGCAGUUUAGUCUUUUUUUUUCUUCUUUUCUUUUUUUUUUGAUAAGUACACAAAAUAAAGCUUUCAUUCCACA
Messenger RNA from Austrofundulus limnaeus, 2945 nucleotides. RefSeq names its product atlastin 3 (gene atl3). Bases 213 to 1748 code for a protein of 511 amino acids. NCBI's taxonomy places the organism in Eukaryota, Metazoa, Chordata, Actinopteri, Cyprinodontiformes, Rivulidae. Gene Ontology annotation, molecular function: GTPase activity; GTP binding. The transcript is spliced from 14 exons. The record is from RefSeq and is a predicted model, not a curated record.